Molecule: messenger RNA, 4905 nt
Organism: Physeter macrocephalus (sperm whale)
Lineage: Eukaryota; Metazoa; Chordata; Mammalia; Artiodactyla; Physeteridae
Gene: CCDC85C
Product: coiled-coil domain containing 85C
Exons: 7
Coding region: 219-1529 (436 amino acids)
Cellular component (GO): apical junction complex
Source: RefSeq, a predicted model, not a curated record
GCCGACGCAGCAGCGGUCCCAGCUCGCCGAGCCUCGAGACACGCGGGUUCCCGGGCGGCCCGGGAGGGCGCUGCGUGAGGGCGCGCGAGGCGGCGCGGGGCAGGCCGCACGCGCCCCUGGUCGCCCCCCGCCCGCGGGCGGACCGGCCCAGCGCAGCCCCGGCACGGGGAGCGCCGGCCGGGCGAGGGCGCGGGCGAUGCCGCGGUGACGGCCCCGCCAUGGCGAAGCCCCCGGCGGCAGCGGCGGCGGCGGCGGCGGCGGCGUCGUCGGAGGAGCUGAGCCAGGUGCCGGACGAGGAGCUGCUGCGCUGGAGCAAGGAGGAGCUGGCGCGGCGGCUGCGGCGCGCCGAGGGCGAGAAGGUGGGCCUCAUGCUGGAGCACGGCGGCCUGAUGCGCGACGUGAACCGGCGGCUGCAGCAGCACCUGCUGGAGAUCCGCGGCCUCAAGGACGUGAACCAGCGGCUGCAGGACGACAACCAGGAGCUGCGCGAGCUCUGCUGCUUCCUCGACGACGACCGGCAGAAGGGGCGCAAGCUGGCGCGCGAGUGGCAGCGCUUCGGGCGCCACGCGGCCGGCGCCGUGUGGCACGAGGUGGCCCGCUCGCAGCAGAAGCUGCGCGAGCUCGAGGCGCGGCAGGAGGCCCUGCUGCGUGAGAACCUGGAGCUCAAGGAGCUGGUGCUGCUGCUGGACGAGGAGCGCGCGGCGCUGGCGGGGGGCGCGGGCGGCGGCGGCGGCGGCGGCGGCGGCGGUGGCGCCGGCUCCCGUAGCUCCAUCGACAGCCAGGCCAGCCUGAGCGGGCCGCUGGCGGGCGGCGCGGCCGGAGCGGGGACCCGCGACGUGGGCGACGGCAGCAGCACGUCGAGCGCCGGCAGCGGCGGCAGCCCCGACCACCACCACCACGUCCCGCCCCCGCUGCUGCCCCCCGGGCCGCACAAGGCCCCGGACGGCAAGGCUGUCGCAACGCGCAGGUCCCUGGACGACCUGUCGGCGCCACCGCACCACCGGAGCAUCCCCAACGGCCUGCACGAUCCCUCGUCCACCUACAUCAGGCAGCUGGAGACCAAGGUGAAGCUGCUGGAGGGUGACAAGCUCCUGGCACAGCUGCCCCGCCCCUAUGGCCGCCCGAGAAGCUGGCUUCAGGCAGGCUCCGGAGAGUUCCGGACACUGCGGAAAGGCUUCUCUCCGUACCACUCGGAGUCCCAGCUCUCCAGCCUGCCGCCCUCCUACCAGGAUGCCCUGCAGAAUGGCCCGGCCUGCACGGUUCCCGAGCUGUCCCCGCCCCCCUCAGGCGGCUACAGCUCUUCGGGACAGAAGCCGGAGGCUGUCGUACACGCGAUGAAGGUCCUAGAGGUCCAUGAGAACCUGGACCGGCAGCUCCAGGACAGCUGUGAGGAGGACCUGAGUGAGAAGGAGAAGGCCAUCGUCCGAGAGAUGUGCAACGUGGUCUGGAGAAAACUGGGAGAUGCCGCCAGCUCCAAGCCCUCCAUCCGGCAGCACCUGUCUGGAAACCAGUUCAAAGGGCCUUUGUAGGGCCGUUCCUCCAUGGACGUGGACUGGCCCUGCCUGGGGUCCCCAGACGUGGGCAGGCCCUCGCGCCGAGCCACCGUCUUCUUUUUCUGUGGUGAAUUGUACAUAGGACGCUGCCCGCUGUGGCCUGGCUGCCGGGGACGCGACUCCACUUCCCACCUCUCACACACCAGCAAACCGGGAAGCCUAUUCCCCGCAGCAGAGCGCCUGGACAGCCUCGUUCCUGCUCUGGGGCCCGGGCUCUGGGCUCCACUGGCGAGAGGCUGAGGCUGUUCAGAAAUGCCCGGCCCAGGAACCGUGCCAGGCUGUGCCCAGCCUGGGUGGAGGGGCACCUCCUCAAGCCCUGCAUCCCCGGCUGCCACCUGUGCUGGACAGAGGCCGCGGGCAGCUGGACUGAUGCACGGGGCACCACUUCUGACCCGCCUGCUGUGGCCUGGACACUGGCUCCAUAAGCACUGGGUCCCCAGAGUCGUGGACGAGGAAACUCGCCCGCGGCCCUUCCUCUGGCCCCAGGGCCCAGCCUCCCCGCUGCCGGCUCUGCUUGUUUUUAGAGUUCACGCCCCUACCCCUGGCCACACACUCUGCAGUGUCCCCUCACCCUGUCCUAGGCCGUGCCCUGUCCUUUUGGGUCCCUCCUGACCAGGGCCCUCCAUUUCUGUGCUUCGCGUCAUGGGCUGCGUGGACUCUCUGGGCUGGGCCUCUCUCUCUGCAUGGGUGGCACUGGGCCGUGGCCGGGCCUCUGCUCAGGAACGGUUGCCCCCGGAGCUUGGCCCCCUCUUGGAUCACUGUGGACGGAGUCGCGUGGCCGCAGGUGAAGGAGUUCUGCCCUCCUUGGGAGGAGCCCUGCUUGGCUCUGGUUUUCAUUUUCCUGUGUGACCCUCAGCAAGUCACUCAGCCUCUCUGGGCCCCUGGUUGGGAAAGGAGGGCUCAGAGGUUCGAGGCCAUCAGCUCUAGUCAGGCUGUGUCCUCACUCACAGCAAGCGAGCCAACGGGGUCCUCCUGCUGGAGAAGCGGCUGGUGGGUGGGCUGGGAGAGGCGGAGGCCCCAGCUGAGUUCCGCUGCCUUGCUGCCUCCUCUCGGUGGACGGUCACGUCCCUUCCUGAGCCUCGGCGUCCUCCCCUGCAGAGUGGGCAGCCUAAGGCCCUCCUUGCAGGGCUCUGGGGAUCAAAUAAGACCCUUCAGUGUAAAAGGAUCGUGUAUAAACUGUAAAGCGAGACAUGUAAAUUUUAAAGUUUGUGUGCGAGGGCAUUGAGGCCCCGAGGGGGUAAGUGAUCAGUGGCGUAUCACAAACGAGAUCCCAGAGCCUGGAGGGCGGCGACAGGCCGCUGUUGUAACCAGCCCCCCGUCCACCCGCCGUCUGCAGUUCCUCCCCUAUCGCUGGACUCCAGCGGUCAUUAGAGCUCUGUGCGCGGGCGAGCGAAGAGCCCGAGAGGCUGGCUUGGCAUCGGGCAGGCAGGCCUCGUCCCGAGGCUCACGCGAGGGGCGGGGACCAGGUGAGGGGACGGACGAGGCUGCCCCGUCCCUCUCCCCAGCGGGGACUCUGAGCCGUCCCCGCCUGUCUGCCACUGGCACCCUUGGGUCGACACUCGGGAAAGGCCCGCGGCCCUCACUGUGCCCGAGGGGUGCUGAACGGGUGCCGGGGACGGCGUCGGGCACGGUCCUCUUGCCCUGGGUGUUACAGGAAGCUAUGGGCUCUCUGGAAGGAGCUGGUCCUUAGGUCACGUGGUGAGUUCCCUGUCACUAGGGGUGUGCACUUGGAGCUGGGUGAACAUCCUUGGUCAUGUUCUGGGUUGACUCCUGCCCGGGUGGGCAGUCAGCUGGAGGGCAGAGGCCCCCUCCCGGGCCUUGGAGCCCAAAGAACUACGGAGCAGCUCGAGGGGGUCUGGGUCUGUUGGGUGAGAGCCACAUCUGAGAACCCGUGUGUCACGUCUGGGUCAGGCUGGCUUGGCCACCACUGAAAAUAAGCAAUAAGUCAGGUGUCCUGGUGACUGCAGGUCUCCUGCAAACUGACCCAGGCACGAACAGCCUCCAAGGGACCUUUCCCUGCCGGAGGGAGGUGACCCUGCCCCCUAGUGCUGCGGCCGCGUCCGAGGAGUGGGUCAGGCGUUCCCUCCAGAAUCAGCCUCCCACCCACCAUGGAGGCAGCACCAGCCGGUGCCCGACGUCUCCUUCCUGCCCCUGCCUGGGUCCCGGAGUCGGCGCUGCGGCUUUCGAGGACAGAACCCUGCCUGUGACGGCAUCUCUUUUAACGUUAAGCUGUCGAAAAGCCUGCAGCGCCCCUGCGCGCCCCACGCCGGCCUGGGGCCCAGCGGCAGCGGGAGCCCGCGGCUGGGAGGAGGGUCCCGGGCGCCGGCUCGGGGUGAGUCCCGCUCUGCCCCUAGCAGGGAGUGUGCGGAGGCUGACACCGGCGGCCCUCCCAGCUGGAGCCUCAGCUCUGAGAGCUCGUGGUGGGGUGUUGCUGAACCUGGUGUCCUUUCAUCAACACCGAUCCUGGUGGCCGAAGCCCCGUGUGACACCUGUGCUCAGUGGCUUCCUUUCCCGCUGUGAUGGCUGUCACCCAGCCUCGUCCCAGGUGGCCAAGCCCAUCCUGGAAUCGGAAUCCACUGAGCACAUUUUUAUCCAAAAGUUAUUAGCCACACAUCAGUGUUGUUUAAAGAGAAAAAAGUGACCUUUCUUUUUGUUUUUCUUGAAAACUUGAGAGGAAACAAUACAUACUACUGACUUGUUUUUUUAGAAACAAAGGAAAUGCGUGACUGCAGAGCGGUAGAGGUGUGUCUUUUUCAAAACGUGGGGGAAGUACCUGUGCUGCUCUCUGGGAAUGGGCGGGCCGCCUGGCCCCCGUCCCCAGGCUGGCAGCUGCACCCUACCUACCUUCUGUCGGAUGUGACCGCCCGAGUACUGGGGCCGCCCCCUCCCCGGCUCUGGGCAGAGCUGGGAGCCCUGGACUCCUGUGCCCGUUUCUACCUUCUGUUGAACCACUUUGAUUUGGGGAGAGAAAAAAAAUUAGAACUUUUUGAUAGUGUGGUAAAAACAUUGAUUUGAACUAUUUUAGUAAAAGGAGUAACAGAGAAGACUGUGAUAGUGUAUACUUUGCGCUAGAUAAAUAAAGGCUCUUUGCAAGCCUCCGUGGUGGGUAUGCAGUGCUCAUUUUGUUUUGGGUGAUGGGGCCCCUCAGGGUGGAUGGCCUCUAUCUAGUCAUAGGCCAGAAAUGCAAAGCAUUUCAAAUCCAAACCCUGGUCUAACCCAGGAACCUGUCUAUGGAGGGACACUGACAGUUUCCUCCCAAGAAAGCCCAUGCAGGUGCUAGAUGUGGGAGGCUGCCCCAGGGGGGUCCCGCCUGGGGAGGGGCUUGGGUCUGGCCGGUGGCCACUGCCUGCUG